Molecule: messenger RNA, 1520 nt
Organism: Cuscuta campestris
Lineage: Eukaryota; Viridiplantae; Streptophyta; Magnoliopsida; Solanales; Convolvulaceae
Source: the annotation of a GenBank genome assembly
CCUCGGACCAGAUUCCCAGCAAAAAGAAAGAAAGAAAGAAAGAAAGAAAGAUAAAAAAAUGAUUAGGAGAAAUAGCAGUGGAAUGAAGAAAGGGGAUUUAGAGGGAACACUGGUUGCACUAUCUGUCCCUGCUAAGGACCGACCUCCCCUUUUCGGGACCGAUUCGGGAACGUUUAAGGAUGGGGAUCUGCUUGUCAACAAAUUUGGAAUUCAAAUUAUCUCCGAAAAUCACGCCCCACAGGCUUCAGUUAUGGGGCCAUCAGAUCAGCAUCUAUGCUUGGCAGACUUUGAACCUAUUAAAGUCAUAGGGAAGGGAAGCGGCGGAGUCGUGUGGCUCGUCCAAAAUAAGUGGACACAACAACUCUUUGCUCUCAAGGUCAUUCAACUGAAUAUUGAAGAGUCCAGUCGCAAGCACAUUGCGCAAGAAUUGAGAAUAAACCAGUCAUCAAAGUGUCCUUACGUAGUCAUAUGUUUCGAAGCAUUUUUCGAAAACGGGUCUAUCUCCAUGAUCUUGGAGUACAUGGAUGGUGGGUCCCUUGCAGAUUUCUUGAAAAUGGUCAGAAUUAUCCCAGAACCAUAUUUAGCUGCAAUCUGCAAGCAGGUACUUAAGGGGUUGUGGUAUCUUCAUCAUGAAAAACAUAUCAUCCACCGCGACUUGAAGCCGCAAAAUUUGUUGAUAAAUCAUAGAGGUGAUGUCAAGAUUACUGAUUUUGGUGUGAGCGUGAUACUCAAGAGCACGUCUGGAGCCGCGAGUACCUUCAUUGGCACCUAUAAUUAUAUGUCUCCAGAAAGAAUUGCGGGACCACGCCAUGGAUAUAGGAGCGACAUUUGGAGCUUGGGUUUAGUUCUUCUCGAGUGUGCAGCGGGUGAUUUCCCAUACUCCCCACCCCAGAAAGGGCAAGCAGGAUGGACAAAUGUCUUUGAGCUUAUGGAGACCAUAGUGAAUCAACCUGAGCCUCGUGCGAAUCCUGAUAUAUUCUCUCCACACUUUUGCUCAUUCAUUGCUUCCUGGAGUAAAGCCUACGUACACAUACCCUUCCUGGAUCUUACUGUCUUGUGGGAUUCUACUGCGUUUGUUGUUGCUGAAUAAAGUUUGCUCCUUUUAGUGUGCAGAAGGACCCCAAGAAAAGAUUGUCAACAAAUGAACUAAUGAAACACCCUUUCAUCGACAUGUACGACGAUCACAAUAUUGAUCUCGCGUCUUACUUUGCUCCCGUAUCGUCUCUCCUUCCAACACUUUGAGCUAUUUAUAAUUGGUUUGUUUCCACUUCAAUCUGCAUACAUUCACAAGUGUUGGUCUGCAAUCACACCUUGGAUAUUAUUUAAAACUGGCUGCUGCCUCCAUUCUCUUUCCAUUACAACUUUUUUAAUAAUUAAAAAUUGAAUGAAUGUAGACAUAAUCUACGUCCACAUACAUUCAAUUUUAAAUGUACCAAUAAAGUCAUAAUAGACUGUUAGAAAUAGUAGAAAACAUCUUAGGGCAUGUUCUUUAGGACUAGAAAAAAAGAGCUGGAUGUUGG